UUGUGUUGUCUUUGAAAUUAACAUAAACAUAAUUCAUAGAAAAAGCAAAAAAAAAAAAAAAUCUACAAAUUUGUUCCAGACACACAUGCCGGUAAAUAAGUGUAUCAAUAGUACAGUUGAAUAAACGAUACCUGGGCGAGCUACACCAACAGCAGCAGUUGCGAUGCUCAGGCUGUUGCUACGGCGACGGCAUAAAAAAAGAAUUGUAGCAGUGCGGCUUGCUGGUGCGCUGGCUCUUUAGUAAGUAUUAUUGGAAGGCUUUUGAGUGACGCAGGCUUGCACAGACGCUACAUGCUGGAAGCACAGUGACAGCGGAGGGCUUGAACAAGUAGGGUUGUGUCGGAUCGCAUGCCCGAUGUUACACAAUCAAAUCAAACAAGGUGAGGAAGAUUCUCCUGUCUGCUGGGCAGUGAGCAAGAAAUACAGCUGGAGCCGUAGGAUCUGAAAAAGGCAUUGAUUUUAUCUGGAGACAAACGCCAUGGGCUUUGGUGGAAUGUGAUGUGGUUAUUGUGUCCCCUCUACUCUUGGCUCAUCUCCGAUUUUCAUGAAUAUUGUAAUAGAGCAAUUUAAUUUACAUGUGAGCGGAAUCAUCCAUUGCUGUCACUCGUUCUGACAGCUUUCUCAAUCUGAUUUAAAAUGCACGGAGGAAAUUCAUUUUAUUCUGGAUCAUUAUUAGACUGUGUUAUUUGGAAUUGCGUGCAAACUUUUUUUUCUUUUCUUCCUACAAGCAAAACGACGUGGUCACUUGAUUUUAAAGACGUGGUCACUUGAUUUUAAAGACAUGGUCAUCACGAGCUUUUGCAGGCAGAUUGACACCCAAGCACAGUGAAGACUAAACACGUUAGUUUUAUAUCAGUGACGCUUUGACUUUGAGAUUCCUUUUGGGAUAUUUCAGUGUCGUAUUUAAUGCUCUGUGCUCAACAGGGCACAGUAUAAUGCACACCCUUGACUGGAUUUUGUUGUUGAAACAAUUUUGGUGAGAAAACGAAUUCUAUGUGGCAGCCCACCCUUGACUUUCUUCAAACUUACUUUGAAAUAUUGGAAGCUUUCCCCUUCAGGAAGAUGCGUUCGGGCUGGCAGUGCCCUCAUAAGAGAAGUGCCUGGAACCCUUCAUCUGCAGCAGCGCGCUGUGGAGCUUUCCCACGGUCUGGGAGAAUGAAGAGGAUCUGCUCAGCUGUGCCCCUGCUCCUCUGCGCCUUUCUCCUGGGAUCCACGGGUUACCCUUUCAAGCCAGCAGUGGAUGUGGAUGUUACUCCCAGGACCACGAUACUCUGCAGUGGGUUGCUGGGGGCCCAGUGGUUCAGCAGCUCUGCCCUGAACUACAGCACACUGUUACUGGAAGACGAGACUGGGAUCCUGUAUGUUGGAGCGAGGGGGGCUUUGUUUGCUCUCAAUACCAGCAACAUUGCAGAUGGCUCCAGCAGAACUAUUCAUUGGGAAGCACCAGCUGAUAAAAAGAAAGACUGUCACGCCAAAGGCAGGAAUAAUAAGACAGAGUGCUUUAACCACAUCAGGUUCCUGCAGAGGUUCAACGAGACCCAUCUCUACACCUGUGGAACCCACGCCUUCCACCCGCUCUGUGCUUAUAUUGACACAGAGCAGUUCCGUCUGUCCUCUGGCUUCGAGGAGGGGUCGGAGAAGUGCCCCUACGACCCGGCUAAAGGGUACACCGGACUCCUAGUAGACGGUGAGAUGUACACGGCAACACAGUACGAGUUCCGCAGCGUGCCGGACAUCCGCCGCAACGUCCCGCAGCCAAUGCUGAAGACCGAGGAAACCUCCACUCGCUGGCUCAACGAGGCGAACUUCGUGGGCUCUGCGGUGUUGAGAGAGAGUGUUGACAGCUCCAUUGGAGAUGAUGAUAAGAUCUACUUCUUCUUCACUGAGAAGAGCUAUGAGGAAAGCUCCUCCUUCAGCCAGUCCAGAGUGGCCAGGGUGGCUCGUGUGUGCAGAGGGGACUGGGGCGGGAAGUGGACCCUGCAGAAGAAGUGGACGUCCUUCCUGAAAGCGCGCCUGGUCUGCUCCAUCCCUGACUAUGACUUCCACUUCAACAUCCUGCGCAGCGUCUUCGUGCGAGAGGCCGGCGCCGGGGGCUGGCAGGACAGCCUCUUCUACGGGGUCUUCGGCUCGCAGUGGAAGAAUGUGAAAGCCUCUGCUGUCUGCAAGUUCUCUAUUAAAGACAUCCAGGAGGCGUUUAGCGGUGCUUACAUGGAGAAGCAGGAGUCCUCUCCCGAGUGGAGCCGAUACAGCGGAGUGGUACCGGAGCCCCGGCCUGGCUCGUGCAUCACGGACGCAUUCAGAGCAAAGAGCUUCAACAUGUCCCGGGACCUCCCCGACAACGUGCUCGAGUUCGUCAGGAGGCACCCCCUCAUGUUCCAGCAAGUCAGGCCCCAGGAGGAGCGACCGCUGCUGUUCAAGAGGGGCGUGGACUACACCAGGAUAGCAGUGGACAGAGUCACAGCCUUGGACGGCCGGACGUACAAUGUGCUGUUUAUAGGAACUGAUGACGGCUGGCUACACAAAGCACUUGAAAUCGGUUCCAAGAUCCACAUCAUUGAGGAGAUGCAGCUGUUUGAGGAACCACAGCCCAUAGAAAACCUGGUCAUCUCCCAACAGCAGAGGAGUGUGUUCGUGGGCUCGCAGAGUGGGGUGCUCCAGCUCCCCUUGUCUGCCUGUCACAGGUACACCUCCUGCUUCGACUGCAUCUUCACCAGGGACCCCUACUGCAGCUGGAACGGGACAGGCUGCUGUGAGACCACACUGCAUACAGACCGCUCCACUCUGACGCAGGACAUCCACAAUGGAAACUCCGGAUGUCUGAACGCCUCUGGUGAAGCCCCCCUGCUCCCCCGGAAGAGGACGGUCCUGAGGGGGGGGGACGUGCUGCUCCAGUGUGAGCUCAGCUCCAACCUGGCUGUCCCGGCAUGGACGCUGAACGGCAGCGAGCUGGCAAGCUAUGCGCAGGGCGGCUACCGUAUCGGCACAGAUGGCCUGCUCAUCGUGGAGUCGCGGCCGGAGCAGAGCGGCAACUACAGCUGCUACUCCGUGGAGAAUGGGGUCCGGGUCUUGGUAGGGACCUACGCUGUGAGCGUGCGUGCUGAGCUCCCCCCCCAGCCCUGGAAACCAUCAACCCCAGCCACCCCACCUGCUCCCACCAGCCAGCCCUCUGAGCUGCCCCCCGCCCUAGCCCCGGCGCCCCCCAGGUCUGAGUACCAGACCUUCAGGAGCAUGGAGGGCCUGUACAUCACCCUGAUCACGGUGCUGGCCGGGGUGUGCUUUGUGCUGACGGUGGUCUUGCUCUACCUGGCUUUCUGUGUGCAGAAUCGUCAGGGCAGGUACUCCCUUCAGGGGUCAGGGAGGAUCAAGAGAGGGGACGGCUCCCUCCUGGAGCUGCAGACCAUCUCCAGCAACUGCACAGGCAAGCCGGAAGGGGAGCUGCCCGACGGGCUCCUCCAGAUCGUACCAGGAGAGGCCCAGGUAUCUCCCAACAAGGACCCCCCACCCCCUCCGCCACCCCCUCCUCCUCUGCCUUCCUCCGAGUUCACCAACGGGAUCUCAGCCACUCUCCCCAGCGUGCUGCGCAAGAUGAACGGGAACAGCUACGUGCUGCUGCGGCAGAGCGAGUCCGAGAGCACCUCCCCUCUCUACCACUCCUUCACUGAGGAGCUCAACAAGAUUCUGGAGAAGAGGAAGCAGACGCCACUGGGGGAGAAGCCGGAUGAGAGCUCGGUGUAACCCCCCCCCCCCCCCUCCAAUCGCCCCCUGUGGUGAGCCGAAUGUAUUGCAAUUAAAUCAGCUCCCGCUUCCUGCCUUUGAAGUGCCUGAGCCAUUUUUUUGUUUGUUUUCCUCAUCUUUCCAGACAUUCAAAUUGAAUACAAUUGCAGCACACCUUCAGGUUACAGGAGGACCUUAACAUUGAGGCAUGAAGUAUUAUUGAGGCACAAAAAAACUAACGCCACCCUAUUUAUAGAGACCCAAUGAAAUCUACCUCUGACCAAUUCACCAGAUUGUCCUCAGCCCUCAAUCCACUGGUUUACUGAGGGUCAUGGUGAAGUGGUUAUAUAACAAGUACUCAGCAAAGCUGCACACUGGAUAAGCACUGAGCUCUAUUGAAUUGAGAGGCUGUGUUUUUGUCUCAUGUCUUGUGGAGCAGGGUCUGCUUACCCUUCAGGAAGCUGGGAGGAAUGUUGUCUAUGCUAUAAAACAAAUUGUCCACUUGUUUCCGGAGGCCAGGUCGUCCUGAAGAGUUCUAAACUAACUGUGACAGCACUCUAUUGGAGCCAACACACCACAUGUGGAAAUACAUACAGUCACUUAGUUUGCAUAGGAAUAGUUCUACUCUUUUUUUGGGGGCGGGCUGUUUGAACAGUAUUUGGGAAACACUGAGCUGCUGUCUUGACAUGUAAAUAUUUUCCUACCUAGUGCAGAGUUUGUGUAAAUGACUGUUGCCAGUAAUGAUCAUAUUAGUAAUACAACUGAUAAAAAACAACAGGAAAAUGAACGGUAACAUCAGGAAUGCACAGUAUAUAAUCCUGUGCCUUGAUUUAACCAUCCCAAGCUUUUCACAUCCUGUGCACAGGAUUGAAAGGAGCUGGUUGUGAAAGACCAUGUUGAAAUCAUGAGCCCGCUGUGUGCCACCUGACUGCAGCCACAAGGAAUUCCUGUAUUGCAAAACAAAUGGGGAUGGGAACCAUGGAAGGAAUUGCUACAUCUAUGUGUGUCUUCAACAUGAGGGGUCCAGUGCUAAACGUGUGGGAUGUGCUUGCUGUGUUUUGGCCAGAGGAUGUAGGAAUGCCCAUCUCGUUUCCAGUGGGAGUCCUAUUGUUUCCCACAUCAGCUGAGAUACAACCCUUGCUGUAAAUCAAACCCUAGCAAUGUCUGCACAAAAGUGUGGUGAAUUAUUUGACAAUCUAGCAAAGUAUGUCCGUGUCUGAACUGGGAAACAAAUAAAAAAAAACCUGCUUCCUAAUUCACCAGAACAAAUAAUCUGGGACAGUCUCACUGGUGUGUUACCCCUUUCAGUAUUACUACCCCCAGUGCAUCCAUAUCUACAGAACCGUCUUACAAAGAGCAGCCCCCCUGCACCACUGAGCCCUGCUUACAAAGAGCAGCCCCCCCUGCACCACUGAGCCCUGUUUACAAAGAGCAGCCCCCCCUGCACCACUGAGCCCUGCUUACAAAGAGCAGCCCCCCCUGCACCACUGAGCCCUGCUUACAAAGAGCAGCCCCCCCUGCACCACUGAGCCCUGCUUACAAAGAGCAGCCCCCCCCUGCACCACUGAGCCCUGCUUACAAAGAGCAGCCCCCCCUGCACCACUGAACCCUGCUUACAAAGAGCAGCCCCCCCUGCACCACUGAACCCUGCUUACAAAGAGCAGCCCCCCCUGCACCACUGAACCCUGCUUACAAAGAGCAGUGUCUGAAGACUUAAGACAGCAGCUGAUCCUGGUGUUGAGGGACAAAUCCGUAAGGGUCCUGAAGACAAGUCCCGGAAUGGACUUGCACCAUGAACACCAAAGCUUGUGGGGCUUCCUAUCAAUCUCAACAGUGCACACACCGGCAUGGCUGGACAUCUCAACAGUGCACACACCGGCAUGGCUGGACAUCUCAACAGUGCACACACCGGCAUGGCUGGACAUCUCAACAGUGCACACACCGGCAUGGCUGGACAUCUCAACAGUGCACACACCGGCAUGGCUGGACAUCUCGACAGUGCACACACCGGCAUGGCUGGACAUCUCGACAGUGCACACACCGGCAUGGCUGGACAUCUCAACAGUGCACACACCGGCAUGGCUGGACAUCUCAACAGUGCACACACCGGCAUGGCUGGACAUCUCAACAGUGCACACACCGGCAUGGCUGGACAUCUCAACAGUGCACACACCGGCAUGGCUGGACAUCUCAACAGUGCACACACCGGCAUGGCUGGACAUCUCAACAUCUCUGGAGCACGCUCACGUUGGGGUAGAGCAGUAUCAGGAUCCGCGCUGUUUGCAUCAAUAAAACGUAUGAUGUUUGCUAACGUAUGGGGAUCCACGUGAACAGAGCACGACAGCAAAUGCAUGAAUUCGGGUGACAACAUGAAAAGCCUGUUCUAAGCUAAAAUGAUUGGCAUAGGUUUCUAAACUGUUGAUUUGAAGAUCAAUUUGUGGAUGUACUGAAGUGACAGCCUGACCAAUGCAUUGAGUGACGCCUGACCAAUGCAUUCAGAGUGAAGCCUGACCAGUGCAUUCUGAGUGAGUCUUACCAGUGCAUUCACACUUACAGGCUUUUAAAAGGAGAAAGGGUUUUUGAAUUCUUCAUAUAGAUGUUUUUUAUUUCCUUACAAUCUGCACAAAUUAAAUUGUACAAUAAUCUUGGUAAGCUGUUUCUUUUCAGUGCAUGAUCCGUCCACUUUUAGCAUUUUGCUGUUUCAAAAUUCUGCAUUAUACAUAUACUGUAAAAUUCUGUAUAGCUGUGUUUUAAGAUAUCCUGCACCCUGUUUGUGUUGCAGCGGUUUCAUGAAGGCUGGUCCAGACCUUGGUGUUAAUAGCCUAGUCUGGUGUGAGAUAUGCUCUUGUGUGAGGACAUGCAUUCUUUUGCUCAGUAAUGCAGUGCACUGUGGAACAGUGGCAGGUGUGGACGUGCACGGUACUGGCCCUGAUCUGGUCCAGUCUUGGGGGUGGGAUUGGAUCCAUGUCUCUGCAGGCUAGGAUAAUUGAAUAUGCUGAAAAGACAGGAAUGUUACAACUGUUUUGAUACUAGCCAUGAGAAAGGGUGAAUUGUGUGGUACUUUAUCCAUGAUGGUGCCGGACACUGCUCUCUGUAGCUGUGCUCAGCAGACUUCGUGCUGUUCUGAGACUGGGCUAAGUGCUUUCAAAAUGAACAAAAGAAGAGAACAUAAAAAAAAAGAAGACAGCCACGUAUCCCUUGAAUUAAUCAGUGGAUGUCUUAAAUGUCCCAUCUACAAAAAGAGGCAGAGACACUAUUCUGGAAGUGGAAAAAAAUAGAAUAAAUAUUAUAUUUAUAAUAACAACGUAGAACAUGACUAAUUGCAGACUGUUCCUACUGCAGCAGGCCUUAUUUGUCUGAGUUCUACAGGAAUGGCAGCCAUGUUUGUCCUUGUUUCCUUGGCAACAACUGGGUAUUGGCAGAAUGUUUCUCCUGCCACAAAGUGAUCUCUCAUCUCCCUUCAGUGGAAGCCAGUCUGUCCACGUGUCCCCAAUCCUUGUGAAGCAUGCCCAGGCUGUCCUGUGUCUCUGUGGUGAGGAAUGGGAGAGAAUAGCCUUGUAAUCCAGAACCAGAUUCAUUUCUGCGAUUCCUCUUAAUCAGGGCUGUCCUUUGUUGUGUGCCAGGAGUACAAAGGGAUGGAUGUUGUAACCCUGAGAAACAGGCUGCUGUUCUGCAUCCCUGUAGGUUCCUGUAGCACAUCUAUCAGAGUGUCAGCUGUCAGUCAAUAUUUAUAUACAGGGGCGAUUUCUGCUGAUAUUUUAUAAAGCACAUUUGUAAACAAGGUACAUGUUUCUAUGUGGAAGAAAAGACUGCCAAACUUUUUAAAUGUAAGGGAGUUGCUGUGAAAAAGAACAUGUGUAACGUUUCUGAGAGCUGCAUUAUUUUGUAAGAUAAACUUUAAAAAUACA
Messenger RNA from Acipenser ruthenus (sterlet), 7622 nucleotides. RefSeq names its product semaphorin-4G-like. Bases 994 to 3735 code for a protein of 913 amino acids. The record is from RefSeq and is a predicted model, not a curated record. The transcript has 16 exons. Gene Ontology annotation, molecular function: semaphorin receptor binding; chemorepellent activity. NCBI's taxonomy places the organism in Eukaryota, Metazoa, Chordata, Actinopteri, Acipenseriformes, Acipenseridae. Gene Ontology annotation, biological process: neural crest cell migration; semaphorin-plexin signaling pathway; negative chemotaxis.